AUGUCAGAACCAGACAACAAGCUUGACCACGUUAUUGCUGCCGCUUUUGGGCUCUACGAGUCUAACAGAAACAAUUUUCUCAUAAUCCUCAAACUCGGUAUAGAGCACAACAUUGCUGGAAGUUAUACGAAGGGUGAACUUGGAUCUGUUGCUGCUCAUGUUAAUGAUAUCAUUGAGUCUGGAAAGAUCGAUGGCCUUGGAAACAACCCGAGGAGGAAGAUAACUGGCCCCAAGUGCCUAGAACGUCUACAGGAAAUUGAGAAGAGUCCCGAUCCAACAUUCAAAUAUGCCACUGUACCAGAGAACGCAUCGGAGCUAUAUAAAUGA
This is a messenger RNA of Hymenoscyphus albidus, 327 nucleotides long. NCBI's taxonomy places the organism in Eukaryota, Fungi, Ascomycota, Leotiomycetes, Helotiales, Helotiaceae. The record is from the annotation of a GenBank genome assembly.